Molecule: messenger RNA, 1461 nt
Organism: Diutina rugosa
Lineage: Eukaryota; Fungi; Ascomycota; Pichiomycetes; Serinales; Debaryomycetaceae
Exons: 1
Coding region: 1-1461 (486 amino acids)
Biological process (GO): transport
Molecular function (GO): transporter activity
Source: RefSeq, a predicted model, not a curated record
AUGUUUGAGCUUCCGGCGCUGGUGGUGGCGACGUGCUACGUGGCGCUGGUGACGGCGACCAUCGUCAUCUUGGUGCUGCUACACCUCCACAUGCGCAACUACCGCAAACCGUUCCAGCAGCGGCUCAUGCUCCGCAUCAACUUGAUUGUGCCCCUUUUCGCCUGGCUGUGCUACCGGAUGCUUUUAAACCAGAAUCUGGUGUUUACCAAGUACUUUGUCGAGCCGUUGCGUGAAGUAUACGAGGCGUUUGUCAUCUAUACUUUCUACUCGUUGCUCACGGUGAUGCUUGGUGGCGAGCGCCAGAUCAUUGUUAUGACACUGGGGAGACCACCAGUACACCACCCAGUGUUCCCCUUGAGCAGAAUAUUGCCCCCCGUGGACAUCAGCGACCCGCAAACGUUCUUAUACAUUAAACGGGGGAUAUUGCAAUAUGUGUGGCUUAAACCGUUCCUCUGCUUCACGAUAUUAAUUGGUGAAGUUGUGGGGUUUUAUAACGUCAACGAUAUGCUGUAUAAGCUGGUCUAUUUGUGGCUUACGGUGGUAUAUAAUAUUACGGUAUCGCUUUCGCUCUACUGUCUUGCCUUGUUUUGGAAGAUCUUAUGGACUGAUCUCAAACCUUUUAACCCCAUCGGUAAGUUCCUUUGUGUGAAGCUUAUCAUUUUCGCUCUGUACUGGCAAGGUGUGAUAUUAGCCAUUCUUAAUGCUACGGGGCAAUUACCGGAAAUGGGCCACCAUCAGAGUACGGCAGUGGCGAUCCAGAACGCGUUGCUUUGCGUUGAGCUCAUUCCGUUCGCUAUGGGCCACUGGAUCUCGUUCAACUGGCGCGAUUUUAGCUUGGCCAAACUCCCGCUGGCUCGGGUCAAAUGGUACUAUGCGAUGCGCGACUGGCUCGGCAUCAAGGACCUUAUCUGGGAUUUCAAACUUACGUAUCACGGCGACUACUACGACUACCGCCAGUUCGAUUCAGUGGACGCGUUGAUCGCCCACCCUAACCUGAGAGGCCGCACCAAGAAGAUCCAAGAAGGGUUCCGCUACCACCCGGACGGCCAACAGAAGCACUGGGUCGAUAAUAACUCCGUCAAUGAAGACCCUACAAGACCGAUACUAUCGACUCAGGAGCGCCGAGCCGUCGGGGGCUACGCUGCUCUGAUUAACUCUCUGCUUAAAGCGAUGUACGAGGUCACUCCUGACGAUACCCCGAGUGGCAGCAAUAAUAAUAAUAACGGCAGUGGCGACGCCUUUGAAAGCGAGGAACCAAGCCUAAGAGGAGAAGGGCUCGACGUUGACGAGGCGUUAUACGCCGAAGCCAUUGCCACUAUUAAUAACUAUAACCUCGACAAGCCGCAGGUGCGGCGGCUCCUUAAGUACCCCGUGGUCGAUGAGAUGGUGCUGGCCCACCAGUACGGCUACCGGGUGAACCAGUUGAGACAGCAGCAACAGCGGGGUUACGGUGCCGUUUAA